GCUGUAAGUUUGUUUCAGACAUGGCCGAAACAACCGGAGAGGGACCCCCGGGAGGACCAUAUUUUAACAAAGAGAGAAUUAAAUACACCCCCGAGGAGGAGGCCAGGCUGGAGAGGCAACAUUUCUGGAGAAUUAUCGAUGCGUUUAGAUUUUACAGGGUCCAUGUCCAGGAGCAGGUCAAGCGUGCUGAGCGUCAGUUUCUGAGCCUCCCGCAGCACCACCAGGAUUUGCUGCCAGAUGUUUUGUCCAACCUGGCCCGGAUCAGCCAGUGUGCAGACCACAACCAGGAGAUUCUGCAGGCCAUCAUUCACAACAGCCUCCACAUGUUUGAGAACAUUGAGUACGGCGAGAGAGAGGAUCCACGAAAGGUGCGUCCAUCCACCACUUUUGACAUGGACAAGCUUAAGUCCACCAUAAAGCAGUUUGUCAGAGACUGGAGCGAGACGGGCCGGGCUGAGAGGGACACCUGCUACAAACCCAUCAUCCAAGAGAUCCAAAGACUAUUCCCAAGUGACCAAUAUGAUGUGUCUAAGGUGAGUGUGCUGAUUCCGGGUGCUGGGCUUGGCCGUCUAGCCUGGGAGAUAGCACGGCUGGGUUAUAUUUGCCAGGGCAACGAAUGGAGCUUCUUCAUGCUCUUCUCUUCAAACUUUGUUCUCAAUAGGUGUGAGAAGGUGAACUCUCUGACCCUGUACCCCUGGAUCCACCAGUUUAGCAACAACAAGAAAUCCUCCGACCAAACAAGAUCAAUCAGAUUCCCUGAUGUCAACCCUCAGAGCUUACCACUAGAUUCAGACUUCUCCAUGGUAGCAGGGGACUUUGUGGAAGUCUACACCGACCCAGAUUCCUGGGACUGUGUUGCUACCUGCUUCUUUAUUGACACAGCUCAUAAUGUCAUUGAGUAUGUGGAGACUAUCUGGAAAAUUCUGAAGCCCGGAGGAGUGUGGAUCAACCUGGGUCCACUGCUGUACCACUUUGAGAAUAUGGCAAACGAGCUGUCUGUUGAACUUAGUUACGAAGACAUUCGGACAGCGAUAGUUAACUUCGGCUUCCACAUAGAGGUGGAGAGAGAGUCAGUUCAGACCACCUACACAGAGAACGACCGCUCUAUGUUGAGAUACAUUUACGACUGUGUCUUCUUUGUGGCACGAAAACCUGCAGACCUGUAUUAUAACAGUCAAGAAGAAAAAGAAGAUGACCAACAGAGUUCACCAGCGGCUAAGUCACCACGGCGAGAAGGUACAGACAGCCUGACGUGACAGGAAAUAUUAUGACAAAAACAGUGAACUCAGACGAGUGCAACCACUGACUAAGCGAAGAUCACACUGACAAAAUUAAGAAGAAAACGGACACAGAAGGAAAAAAAAUCAGUGGAUAUGAAUUUUCUUUUUUGUCAUAUAUAUUUUUAAUUAUGUAUCUCAUGGAGGAAUGUGCUCAACUCUGCAGGCCCUGAGACAUGUAUCACAUAACAUCUAAAUACUCUCCAUCUCUUUAUACCUGGAUUUGAGAUGAGUCAGUUCCCCUUUAUUGCUGUUUUCUUUUAGUGGUUUGUGUGCCAGGUACAAGCCACGAAGAGUCUAUUUCUUUUUACUGCGCUCCUGCCUGCCUGACUGCCUGCAGUCUUACUGAUGCUCAUUUUUAUUGACUUUCACUGCCUGAGAGAGUAAAUGUGUGUGAGAAUGUAUGUAUGUGUGUGUGUGUAUGUGUGUGUGAGAGAGAGAGAUAGGAUGGCGUGAUGUGAACAUUAGCUUUUGAAAUCUAUUUAUUUUUUCAAAUAUGGUGCCAAUAACUAUAUCUUCUCAUUUGCAUUGUUAUCAGUCAACACUGAAAAUAUAAUCAAACCAUGUUUCAGAUUUUCAGUAAUAAGUUGUUUUAAAUUUUGAGAUGACAUUCAUUGACUUUUCUUGUUUCUAAUCACACUUUGGAAUAAAGCAGAACAUUUAAAGAUA
Molecule: messenger RNA, 1946 nt
Organism: Epinephelus lanceolatus (giant grouper)
Lineage: Eukaryota; Metazoa; Chordata; Actinopteri; Perciformes; Serranidae
Gene: carnmt1
Product: carnosine N-methyltransferase 1
Biological process (GO): carnosine metabolic process
Cellular component (GO): nucleus; cytosol
Molecular function (GO): carnosine N-methyltransferase activity
Source: RefSeq, a predicted model, not a curated record